Hyaloscypha bicolor E is the source of this 2206-nucleotide messenger RNA. RefSeq lists its product as uncharacterized. Gene Ontology annotation, molecular function: endonuclease activity. The transcript is spliced from 2 exons. The record is from RefSeq and is a predicted model, not a curated record. NCBI's taxonomy places the organism in Eukaryota, Fungi, Ascomycota, Leotiomycetes, Helotiales, Hyaloscyphaceae. Bases 356 to 1930 code for a protein of 524 amino acids.
AGGAUCACCUUUUCGUCUUUUUUAUUGCCAAGAGGCUGCUUACUUCCUUUGGAGCUUAAGGACUCCCGCCAAUUUGUCUUAGCCCAACACCCGCCAAUGUUCAAGCCGAGACAUUGAGGCUUCUAAUAAACGGCAUCGUCUCCCCAGCCGAGCAACGGGAGACACUGCCAUCUCGGAGAGAAUGUAAACUUCAUUCAUUCCGAGCUCGUCUUCCAAUUCUUGCAACAGGGAGUGCGCAAGCCAAAUUUUACGGAUGUGGAAGAAUAAAUAGUUUCGACUUUCCGAAUGCUUCUAUCUCACGCCUGGACUUUGAAACAUACUUAUCUUAUCACAACAACUCUCCCCUAUUUUCAACAUGGCUUCAUCCCCGGAGGACAACUGCCCCAACGCUGGGCUUCAACCAGAUUGCCGACACCCUCCUGACAAGAAACCAGACGGAUUUUGUGGCUGUCAUCACAUUGGCCCAGCCGCUACGUCAGCCUGUUGGCCUGAGCCACAGGUCGCUCCCGAAGAUGCCUUCAUGGCAUCCAACAAGUUCCGUAAUCUAGACCGGCUCCUCCCGGAUACGCAAAGAAACCGAACAAGUUCUCAAAUAGAUUCCCAUAAUAUGACCACCAUGCUCCACAAGCAAGGCAAAUCGUUGCCAGACACCCAAAGGAAUUUUGCUGAUCACCAAGAUAUCCUGAUGACUUCAACCGGCUCAAAACUUCCGGACACAGAGAUAAAUAUAUUCCAAAGCAUACAAAACAACGAGAGCUUGCGUGCUGAUCUGGACCAAUUUCUGCCAGACACUCCAACACAGAUCCUUGAUCGUGGAGAUGCUCUGGGAACUACCGCAGCCGGAUCGGAUUCUCAAUUUUCAGAUACGCAAAUAAAUCAAUUCUCGAACAAAGGUACAGAUGAACUAGUCGAUGACGACCCAGAACAUCAAUUACUAGACACACAAUCUAACACAGCGCAAUGGAUGUCUCCCCUUCUCUCUUCAAAAAUUCCACCCCCUCCAAGCCAGGACUUUCUAGUACCCGAUACUCUACCAAACAACGGUAGUUUUGAAGCAAGAUAUCCAACUCCCAACACAUCGAUUCGACUUACUCAAAGUCAUAAAAACCUUACAGACACCCAAGUCUCGUCGGCAGAUGAUCCAGAAGUUCCAAACUUAGCGGACAUACCGUUCUUAAGGACCGGUGUAGAUCUCAAAACGUCACAAUCAUCUAUACCAAAAGCACCCUUCAACAAAAUAACUUGCCGAGAGCGAAAGAGAAUCAUCGUCUCCUCCAACCGCCCUCCCGCUUUGACCAAAGCCAUGUGUCAAUGGGUCGACAAUACCAACUAUCUCCUCGAUCCAUUUCGCGGAGAAGAAGAGUGUUGGUUUCAUCCAUCUCCACCUCCUGCUCACCUCUCCAUGAACGGUGUUCCUCGACCCUGCGGAAAGCUCCAGAAGAGAUUCAACUGGAAUGGUAGACACGACAAGCACUCUCUCGUUCUCAAUUUUGGCAUUGCUUCCAAACUUGCCAACUAUAAAAUGACCAAACAGCAGAAAGACGGCUUUAUUAACAAACAGUGGCACUUGUCUCAUCUUUGUGGAAACUGGACGUGCUUGAAUCCUGCUCACACAACUGUCGAGCCGGGAAAUGUCAACAUCAGCCGGAACAACUGCUUCUCGCAUCGCUCAGGAUGCCUCCAUAACCCACCAUGCAUGAAGGACAAGAAGGUCCCACUGGGAGCGGACGGGAAGCUGGUUGAUCACACUGCCUCGAUUUCAACCAACCUUGGCCCCAUUGAUGUUGGUGAAUGGGACGAUUGGUCCGUGCAGGGCUUCGACGACGGUGAUGACUUCGCCAUGGACAACGAUGAGGAUUCUAAGUUCCCUGCUUAUCUUAACAGUGGUGAUUCCUUUGUCAUCACUGAUGAGGAUGAGGCUGAGUUGUGAGCCUCGGGAAAGUUGCAACAUUUUCAAUUACCAAAAAGCGCACUUACGCCCCUUUCUUUGUUUGGGGAUCAAACUCCUUUAUUCCCCAGGAACAAUCAUUUUUCUUGCACCAUAGCAUAUUCAGGCAAAAUACUUCGAAAUGCAAGCCUGCGAGGCGGAAGGACAUAUGCUGCAUCUCGAUGAACAAAAUCAAUCUCCAAUAAUUUAAAAUAAUCUCCAACGAGGCUCCUUUAAGUACACCUCUGCAAUCAAUCCAUGUCCUUUGAUUAAAUCAAG